AUGAGGUUUUGGUUCGUGCUGUUGGCGCUGUUGGGAAAAGAAACACGUGCAAAUUAUUAUGAAAGGAAUGCACUAAACGCGACAGCCGCUAAUAAAGUGUGUGAGUUAUCGACAUAUCUUAAAGGGGUAGCACACAGAGUAAACAGCGGGAGUGCUGCGGUUAUGAAGAAACUGUCAGAUUUGAAGAUCAAAAGCGCGCAGUUGCAGUUAUCGGUAAUGCGAAACAGCGUACCUUCUAGUGAGAAAGAUUGUAAAGACAUCAGGACACUCUUGAAAACAGUAUUGAAGAAUGAGUUUACAUUCCAGCAGGAGUUAGAGGAAAUGAGGAAUGCAUCGGCGCUAGCAGCAGCCGCCGCUGGGUUAGCAGCCGGAAGACUGGAAGAGUGGAUUUUUGCAUUUGCACAGGCGGCACGCACGACGUCGCAGUUUUGCAUAAGCGUGGGAGGGAGCAGGCCAGCGGUGCACGACAAGUUGCAAGAAUGUUUUCGUGGAACAAUUGGACCUGAAACCCUUUACAAAAUCGAGGAUUCACAUGUAACGAAGUCGGCAGAGAAAAACUUGCAACUCCACGAAGCGCUAUCAUCCAUUUCCUUCAGUAGCUUGGGUGCGGAGAGCAUCAUUGAACGAAAUGAAGACAGGGGUUGCAACUUGAUGAGGACGGCAACAGACGGUUUAUUAAAAGGUGGGUCAUUGAGUCACAGCUUCACGUGGGGUGGUGGAGUGAUGAAUUUCGCAUCAAGUGUGGAAGGCAAACUAAAUGUAAAGGGGGGAGAGUACGGUGACGUCACUUCCUACGGUGCAGUGCGGUGGACUGAAGAUCCCAAUAAAGUGAGUAUAUUUGGGGAUGUCAUCCGCCUGUUUGCGCGUUUCGAAGAAGCAAAAAAUGCGGUUAUGGAAAAAAUAAAAACUACCGCGGAUGAAUUGACGAAAUGCAUAGGGCACAAAGAGGCAGAACUCACUAAUGACCAGCUUCACGAGGAACUGAUCGGGGAGAUUCUGAACAGUUUGGAGUUGUCGAGGAGAGUGAACGAAGAAUCCACCUCAAGGGGACAAGAGGAGGUACGACUGAAAUCCAACUAUUCUGCAGAACCGGCGCGAAGACCUGUCAUGAGAGCGGAGUCCAAUCCGGCAGCACAUUCGGGUGUUCGUGCCGCUGCACUUUGUUCCGCAGUUCUAUUGUUGCGAAUGCUUUGA
Molecule: messenger RNA, 1194 nt
Organism: Trypanosoma brucei brucei TREU927
Lineage: Eukaryota; Euglenozoa; Kinetoplastea; Trypanosomatida; Trypanosomatidae
Product: expression site-associated gene (ESAG) protein, putative
Exons: 1
Coding region: 1-1194 (397 amino acids)
Biological process (GO): symbiont-mediated evasion of host immune response
Source: RefSeq, a predicted model, not a curated record